Molecule: messenger RNA, 1168 nt
Organism: Phaethon lepturus (White-tailed tropicbird)
Lineage: Eukaryota; Metazoa; Chordata; Aves; Phaethontiformes; Phaethontidae
Gene: TSLIG3B
Product: family with sequence similarity 98, member B
Exons: 7
Cellular component (GO): tRNA-splicing ligase complex
Source: RefSeq, a predicted model, not a curated record
GUACACGGGUCCCCUGUUGGAGGAGGAAGCCCUGAACAAAGCAGCAGAAAAUGGAUUGUCUUCACCAGAAUUUUUUGAGCUUUGCAUUUGGUUAGGUUCCCAAAUAAAGUCACUUUGUAAUAUGGAAGAAAGCAUCACUUCAACAGAUGGUGAUAAAGAUGUAGAGAGCUUCCAACUUGAGAUUAGUGGCUUUCUGAGAGAAAUGGCUUGUCCAUAUUCAUCACUUAUAUCUGGAGACAUCAAGGACAGAUUAAGAGAGAAAGACGAUUGUCUUAAACUCCUCUUAUUUCUAAGUACAGAACUUCAGGCUUUAAAGAUACUGCACAGCAAGAAAAUUAAAGGCUCUCAUUUGGAAAAGCACAGUGAAAUUUAUCAGGAGGUGCAAGCUAUUUGUGAUGCGCUGGGCUUGCCAAACUCCUCAUCUUCUGAUAUUCCUCCCUUGUUAACCAAUGCGGAACAAAAGAUAAAGGACAUUCUCUCAAAAGUUCAAAAUAACCAUGUGGGGAAAUCACUGCUAACAAAACCUCUGAAUUCUGACCAAGUGGAAAGAUUGGAAAAAAUCAAUGAUGCUCUUCGCAGUGAGUACGAAUGCCGCCGACGUAUGUUAAUGAAGAGGCUAGAUGUGACAGUACAGUCUUUCGGCUGGUCAGAUAGAGCAAAGGUAAAAACAGAUGACAUAGCACGAAUCUAUCAGCCCAAGCGCUAUGCAUUAUCUCCAAAGUCAACUAUUACAUUAGCUCACCUUCUUGCUGCUCGAGAAGAUUUAUCGAAGAUCAUAAGAACAAGUAGUGGAUCAACACGGGAAAAUACAGUCUGUGCGAUCAACAAGGUUCUGAUGGGGAGAGUACCUGACCGUGGAGGCAGGCCAACAGAGAUUGAACCACCUCCUCCUGAAAUGCCUCCUUGGCAAAAAAGACAAGAAGGUGGUGGAAGAGGUGGCUGGGGAGGUGGGGGUGGUGGUGGAAGGGGCAACUGGGGAGGUGGAGGGGGUAGAGGAGGAGGAGGAGGUGGUGCUUUUGGAGGUGGAGGUUUCAGAGGUGGUGGAAGAGGUGGAGGUGGCUUCCAAGGUGGCAGGGGAGAUUAUGGUGGCAGGGGAGGUUAUGGUGGCAGGGGAGGCUAUGGUGAUCCAUAUGGUGGAAGAGGAGGGGGGGGAUACCGAAGAUACUAA